AUGGUGUCUGUAGCGACCGUUCAAGCCGAAAUUAAUAUCGACCAAGUGAAGACAAGAACAAUUGAGGAGCUUAUUAUGCCACUAAUACAACAGGUCACUUCGUUUACCGAUCCAGAAUAUUUUCAUUCAAUGAAACGUAGCGGCAAAAGUGGACAGGUUCUGGUAGCUACUGUUGAAGAAACGAUCAAAAAUUUUUUGGCUAUAGGUCGUAAAGCUGUGCGCGAUUGUCCUUUGGUUUCCGUGAGCGCGAUUGAUGAGAUUAAUAUGGCUCUACAAAAUAUUGAAGAUACUGGCAGCGAAUUUGUUCGAGAGACAAGUAGUGUGCAACGUCGUGCACGAGUUAUUCGUGCUUCGCGCAUAUUGCUAUCAGCUGUAGCCCGUAUGCUUAUAAUGGCUGAUAUGAUUGAUGUUCAAUUAAUGUUGAAAAAAAUAGAGCAGAUCAAAGCUAAUUUAAGCAAAAUAGUCAGUGCUGAGUCGAAACAGGAACUCAGUGAAUUGUAUGGAUUAUUGCAACCGAACCUGAAGGAAUUAGAUGAGCUAACGCGUCGCAGAAUGAUUGAUUUACGUGAUCCAUCAGAGCAGGAUGAUUUACAAGCUGCCAGAGCUUGGCUUAAGAUCAGCACAAAUAUUAUGUGUUCUGCAUCCACGGUUAGUACGGCUUAUGUUCGGCAUCCUGAAGUCGAUCAGAUUAGGAUGACUCGUGAUUUUGCUCAUAUGGAAAUGUUAGGUGCUUUGGAAGUUAUUUCUAGUAUCUUAGAAGGGCGCCCUUUGUCAAACGAUAUAAGCUUCUCACACUGUGGUAGAAUUGGUGAUCUUAUCCGUGAAUUGGAUCGCUUUCAGAAUCGCGUUUACAUGGAACCAAGUGCAUAUAAAGGUGGCGUUCAUCGUUCGGAACUUGAAAAUCAACUUGAGCGAAUUAUAACAGGUGCUGCUGCUAUUGCUGACUCAGAAAAUACUCGGGAUGAUCGUAAAAAGAGAAUAGUUGAUGAAUGUAAUAAUCUUCGUCAAGCACUACAAGAAUUAUUGGAUGAGUAUGAAAAGAAUUGUGGUCGAGCGGAACCUUCAGAAGAUCUCGACCUUGCAAUGGUGCAUCUCGGACAUAAAACAAAAGAUCUUCGGCGUCAUUUACGUCGUGCUAUUGUCGAUCAUGUAAGCGACGCUUAUCUCGACACAAAUACACCUUUAAUGAUGCUUAUUGAAAGUGCUAAACGACACGAUGAAUUGGCUACCACUGAAAAUGGCCGUAUGUUCCAAGAUCACGCUAAUAAAUUAGUUGAGGUUGCACAUCUUGUUUGUCAAAUGUCUAAUAAUGAAGAUGGUGUUAGAGCUGUUCGAUAUGCUGCUAUACUCGUUGAAAAACUUGCACCACAAGUUGUGAAUGCAGCUCAUUUGUUGUGUGCUCGUGAUAGUCAGGUUGCUAGAGAUAAUAUGGAUGUACUUAAAUCUGCAUGGCUUGCUAAGGUUCAUUUAUUAACUAUAGCAGUUGAUUCGAUUAUCACCGUUGAUGAUUUUCUUGCUGUUAGUGAAGCUCAUAUUAUAGAAGAUGUCAAGAUUGGUAUACAGGCAGUAUUAGAUGGUGAUGGAUAUUUACUUGAUAGAUCAGCAGGCGGUAUUAGAGGCCGCUCGUUGCGGGUUUGUAGUGUUGUAGAAGCCGAAAUGGACCUCGCAUCUGCUAACCCUUAUACAGAUCGUGUUCGUUUCGCAACCAAGCUGCUUCGAGAAGAUAUCAUAAAUCAAUUUGCCGAACGGGCAGAACGUAUCGUAAACAAAUUAGAACGAACAGAUGAAGACGAGGAAGGAGAUAGGGAUAUCGAUGCUGAUGUUGAUGAAAUAAUUGAAGCUAGCGAACUUGUUCAUAAUGCAGUAAAAGAAAUUCGAAACGCUUUGCUCAUGAAUCGAAAUCCUGAGGAUGUUGAUUCAGAUAAUGAAUAUGAAGAUGGUUCGUUUACUCACAGAAUGUUUUUCGAAAAUAAAAGUGGAUCGGAUACGGAGAAUCAGCAGAAAGUAAUGCUUAGAUUGCCUGAGGAAGAAAAGCGAAAAAUUCAGGAACAAAUCGACGUUUUUAAAAUAACGCAAAGUAAAUUCGAACGCGAAGUGGCUAAAUGGGAUGAAACUGGUAACGAUAUAAUUGUUCUAGCCAAGCAUAUGUGUAUGAUUAUGAUGAAUAUGACUGAUUUUACAAGAGGCCGUGGUCCACUACGUACAACAAUGGAUGUUAUAAAAGCAGCUCAAGAAAUCUCAGAUGCUGGUGCUAAAUUGAAUUCUCUCGCAAAGCAAAUUGGUGAUGAAAGUGUUGAAAGUGAAACAAAGAAAGAUUUAUUUGCUUAUUUACAACGAAUUACCUUGUACUGUCAGCAGCUCAAUAUUACAAGCAGAGUUAAAGCGGACGUACAGCAAGUCGGUAAUGAACUUGUCGUGAGUUGUUUGGAAUCAGCUAUGUCUUUGAUUCAAACUGCUAGAAACCUUUUAAAUGCUGUUGUGUUAACAGUGAAAGCUGCUUACAUUGCCAGUACAAAGUAUCGAAGAAAGAAUACUCUUUCACCAUCAUUAGUGGAAUGGAAGAUGGCUCCUCCCCAGAAACAACCACUUGUUAGACCUCAGGUGAAGGCUCAAGGAAUUGUUCGACGCGCUUCUGAUAAACGACCAUUACCUCCAAUGAAAGCCUUGGCCGAAUUUCAUGUUGCAAAAUAG
Dracunculus medinensis (Guinea worm) is the source of this 2691-nucleotide messenger RNA. The record is from the annotation of a GenBank genome assembly. NCBI's taxonomy places the organism in Eukaryota, Metazoa, Nematoda, Chromadorea, Rhabditida, Dracunculidae.